AAUUAUGAUUUCCGACAGCACUCGAAUGCAGCACAGUCCCGCAGAGUUGACGCGGCUAACUGGACACAAGCUAAUGUUCAGCAUGUCUGAGAAAGAGCUGGGUAAAAAGUGGGACCGGUGCCUCGCUGACGGUGCCAUUAAACUCGGUACUGGUCUGGGUUUAGGAAUCGUCUUGUCUGUCAUCUUCUUUAAACGGCACACAUGGCCAAUUGCAUUCGGCUCAGGAGCAGGACUUGGCAUGGCAUAUGCCAACUGUCAGAAUGACCUCAGGUCACACUACCUGCUGCACAGAAGAGAAAAAGAGUAAAGGCUGCAAGUCAACAAGGGACUGUCAGGGUUUUGUUCUUUUUGGAAUUUGUUUUGUUUUGUCUCUGGUAAAUUGACAGUUUGCACUGUUCUACGUGUUCAUUAUUCCACCUCGUAUGUGUCUCAUCAUGACAGUCUGUGUUUAUUUAAUAAAACAAUCAUAACUACAAUGA
Cynoglossus semilaevis (tongue sole) is the source of this 479-nucleotide messenger RNA. RefSeq names its product mitochondrial contact site and cristae organizing system subunit 10 (gene micos10). Bases 5 to 307 code for a protein of 100 amino acids. NCBI's taxonomy places the organism in Eukaryota, Metazoa, Chordata, Actinopteri, Pleuronectiformes, Cynoglossidae. The transcript is spliced from 4 exons. The record is from RefSeq and is a predicted model, not a curated record. Gene Ontology annotation, cellular component: mitochondrion; mitochondrial inner membrane; MICOS complex.